CACUCGCGUCGCCACCACCGCACUCCGUGAUCACGCUCUCAAGUGCCUAAACCCCAGUAACCCCGUGACAUAAAUUUCACAGCCUAAGAAAAUCUCAACAGCCCCUAAUUUUACAAAAAAAAAAUAUUUAAAAAUCCAAAACCACGUGAAUCGUGGAAUCAUCGAGGGAACGAACGUGUGUUAAUGGCGCGAAGUGUCCGCCAUUUUGCAAACCCUCUCUACCUUCCUAAAUGCCGAGGCACAAGUACCCAAGUAAUUCUCUAUCGACGUUUCAAUAAUCAUCGGUGAAAAGGCUCGAACAAUGAUUAACUGACAAUUUGCAACGAAUGAUGUUGUUGACGUAUGUUUACUGGAAAAAUUGAUUUAUUUGAACGAAAAUGCAGACCGAGAUGCUUGGUGCGAAUGAUAUCGAGGGUUUGACCGCAGAUAAUUUAAUUCCUGUGGAAUUCCUAUUUCGUGAUGAUUCACAACGAUCGCGUUCACAGGAUGCCCUGUCCAUUGUUGAAUUAGGAAAACAACUGUUGCUGAGUGCUAAACAUGGAGAGACUGAAACUGUCAGGGAUCUCAUGUGCCGAGGGGCACCUUUUACAACCGAUUGGUUGGGAACUAGCGCACUGCACUUAGCAGCUCAAAGCAAUCACGUGGAGACAGCAGAAGUGCUCCUGCGUGCUGGAAUAUCAAGGGAUGCUAGGACAAAGGUCGACAGGACACCCCUACAUAUGGCUGCCUAUGAAGGACACAACGAAAUGGCAGUUUUGUUGCUAAAUUAUGGGGCUGAUGUGGACAGCAGGGACAUGUUGAGAAUGACCCCUCUGCACUGGGCAGUGGAGAGAGAACACGAGGAGGUGAUGCACAUCCUCCUCGAUCACGGUGCUGAUGCAAAUGCCAUAAGUAAAUUCGACAAGACACCCAUUAGUUUGGCUCUAGAGCACGACCGACUGGAUCUAGUCGAUAUUUUGCAACAGGAGCGCGAGGUGCUGAGUUUGCGAGAGGAAAAACAGAGACAAGCUAAUACAGCUGAGAUUGAAGAGGCUACUCACAGUCUGAUGCAGAUGCAGGAAGCUGAGAGAAAGCAGGAGCAGCAGCAGUUUGAGUUGGAGCAGCAACUGCAACAAAAAAGAAAAAUCCAACAUCAAGCCCAACCAGUAAAAAAGCAAAAAGUCCUCUUCCAACCGAUUCACCUAUCACCGUCGAGUGAAGACGAACGAGAGAAAGAAGCAGAGUUGACGGCUAGAAUAAGUAGCAUUGAAAAUAGUACAUUUAAGAAGCGUAAAGAGAUGGGAGGACUGAGUGGUCUUGAACAGCCACUUCGGUUGCUCGAGGCCCACGGAAUUACAAUGAUCCCCGUUGACAACGAUGCUAGUAUAGUUGAGAAUGCCAUGGAAAGUGGGAGAACUGUUGUUUUAACAGAAGCCGGCAAAUUGGCCUUGAACCUGACGAGAAAUCCAUCAAUGUCUGCCAAGAAACUUCAGGAGGUACAGAUCGGUGGUACCACGUACAAAGCACGAAGGAAAGUCAUCGCGAUAAGAGCAGAUCAGAUUCUCAACAAGAAUCAACCCCCCCUCACUCCGAAAGGACCCAAUAUUCUCAAGAGAAAUACAGUUGAGAAACAAGGAAAAAUAUUUUUAACUCCAGUCUCAAAUAAUUCCAACAAUUUAUCCAACAUAACGACUCAUAAAUCAACAAUUGCACCUAAAAUUCAGAAUAAAAAUGAGGAAAGUUCUGCAAACGAACAGAACCCAAUUCUUCUAAAAUUGGAUGAUGAUAUUGAGGAAAUAGAAGAGGAAUCGUUAACAACAGAUUCCACUGAAGACCAAGUUAUGGACAUUGCCCUAUUGAAUAAACAAUUGAUAGAGGCUCGAAGAUUAGCAGCUGAAUAUCGAAAACAGUUGCAGAAGAAGGAGGAGGAGGCGGAGAUAUACAAGCAACAGUUGAAGAAUAUCACGGCACAAACUACAGCAAAAUGAAUCUCUUUUCAAACUAUUUUAUAAAUCAUUUUCACUGAUUUACCUCUUCUGAUUUUUUACUUGAUUCAUGAGAAUUUCGUGUACAUAAAGAGUCUCUUUUUCUAUAAAUAACUGUACAGAGUGCCAAUACCGUUGGUUAAUGGUGAAAAACAUUUUUGAUACUGAAUAAAUGAUUAUUAAUUAAUUCAUCAUGAUUGAUUACUCUUGUUCGCCGAGACUUUUUAGUUUUGACAAAUUGAUUUGUGAGUUUUCGUGGUAUUCAAGUGACGUAUUUGACUUUCAGGUGAUUAAUUUUCCACUCGUGUGUAUAAAAGUUGAGAAUAGGUCUUUUGAAUGCAAUAUUGAGGUUUUUGGUUUUUUGUAAUCCGCGAUUACAAUUUUACGUGUAAAUGGUAAUGAGUUCGAGUAGAUUAUUUUUAUAUGAAAAUUGGAAAAGACAAAAAAUAUUGGAAUGUGACUUGUUUUUUUAGAAAAUUGUGAAAGUCAUUGGUCAAAUUGAUAUUUGAAUAAACUUAUUUGUAUGCAAAA
This is a messenger RNA of Diachasmimorpha longicaudata, 2495 nucleotides long. It is a transcript of the gene Atac3, whose product is annotated as poly [ADP-ribose] polymerase tankyrase-2-like. Lineage: Eukaryota; Metazoa; Arthropoda; Insecta; Hymenoptera; Braconidae. Gene Ontology annotation, biological process: positive regulation of transcription by RNA polymerase II. Gene Ontology annotation, cellular component: nucleus. Gene Ontology annotation, molecular function: protein binding; transcription cis-regulatory region binding. The transcript is spliced from 8 exons. The coding region runs from base 378 to 1967 and encodes 529 amino acids. The record is from RefSeq and is a predicted model, not a curated record.